AUGCCGAACACGUGUUGCGUGCCGGGUUGCCGUUCCGGCUACAAGGGCACGACCGAAAAGGUGUCGUUGUUCCAUUUGCCUAUUGACAAGGAACAGCGCGAGAAAUGGAAGCGGGCCAUACCGCGGCAGGAAGGUGGCGGUUUUAACUUCGAAUCGAAGUAUACGCGUGUGUGCGCGAAACAUUUCGACGCCUCCGACAUCGUCACUGCGUACAAUUUCAACAUCAACGGCGACGCCGUGUCCCUGGAGCGAGAGCAGCCGACGCUGAAGACUAACGCCGUUCCAAGGAUUUUUGAAGGCCUUCCAGCGUACCUCACGAAGCCCAAACCUCGGUCCCGCUCAUCGACAGUUCGACCCUCACGCAAACGACCACGUGAGUCGUCGGGUACGGUUGAAGUGCGCCGAUCAUCGCCAACGCCGUGUUCAGACUGGACUGAUGCUGCAUCAGCGAAUGACGACUUGGCGCUUAGUGACCCGGUCGAAGACCACCACACAGACAAGGCUUCUCAAACAGACCGCGUGGUUGGCUGUACCAGCUGUGCUGAAGUGCAGACGUUGAGGUGCCAGCUUCGAGCCGCGAAACAGCAGCUUCAACAAUGCCAAGGAAAACUUGCCAAAUUGCGAGUGCAGUCUGCCAAGUACAAACGGCAACAGCAGAACCUUCAAAGCCUUUCAGAUCGCGAGAAAUUGAUUAUUGAUCAGUGUGUGAUGAAGGCGAGCGCCAAGUCUGCUCGAGCUGUGCGGCAUUCGUGGCGACAUCAGAGACAAACGAGUGUCAUUUCAGCACCCAUGUGACCCCUCUAGGAUGAUUUAUACUGUCAUUGAUCCACCGCACAUAUUUAAGUGUAUUAGGAACAACCUGCAGAAAGUCGGGAAGUUUUUGGUAAGUGAAAUAAUUUUCGUUCCUGUUAGAUACACGCUCGUCAGGUUUUAUCAGAAGUAAUUUUUCCUUUUUCCUACAGCUGCCACAAGGCCAGGAAGUAUAUCAUCAUCAUUAUGCGGAACUCCUGGAAUACGAAGAGCAGCAAUCUGGACUGCGUGCUGUGCCAAAGCUCACAAAGGCACAUAUAUACCCAAAUGCUUUCCAGAAAAUGAGCGUCAAACUUGCUGUUCAGUUGUUCAGUGAAUCCACAGCUACAGCCAUGGAAUUCUACAGUGAGCAGGAAGCAUGCAAAAAGCUCCAUGGGUCUGCAGCAACAUGUGAAUUCACCAGGAGGAUGAACAAAUUAUUUGACUGCUUGAACUCUCGGAGGCCUGAGCAUGUGCAGUACAACGAAGCUGAACAUGUUGCUGUAAGAAUUAUGCUUUUGGCCUUACACAUGCCUCUGAUUUCUUGCUAAAGACUUUAUUACUUUACAGACACUGAAAGAAAGCGUCACAUGGCUCGACAGCUGCUGCAGUUACAUAGAAAGUCUGCCGAAGCAGAGGCAGAUUUGCUUUUUGAGCAAGCCGACAUGCGAGGCUCUAAGAGUAACCCUGUUCAGUACUAUAUCCCUUGUUGAGAACCUUCUUCAAGCAGGUUUUC
This is a messenger RNA of Dermacentor silvarum, 1525 nucleotides long. RefSeq lists its product as uncharacterized. Bases 1 to 795 code for a protein of 264 amino acids. The transcript has 4 exons. Lineage: Eukaryota; Metazoa; Arthropoda; Arachnida; Ixodida; Ixodidae. The record is from RefSeq and is a predicted model, not a curated record.